AUUCUUAAUGAUAAGGGAUUAAGAAUGACCACCAAACAAAACUGAUGGCCUUAGGAUAUAGCAGACCCUCCUUAAAACCCUUUCAGUGUGCAUGAUUUACGAGAAAACCACUUGUUCAGAAUCCGAAUCCUAAAACCUCCUAUCCUUUCAUCACUACAAUGCUUAUCCUGCACACCUACGCACCGCCUCUUCCAUUCACCCAGAUAUCCAACUCCUCCACCUACCAUUUGGCGCCAUUUCCGGCUGUUAAGGUUUCUAUACCGAACAUCAUUGGACCCAGGACCUCAUUUUUUAUUAUGAAGGCUAAAAAAUUGCAGAGAGAGGUUGAUAAAGAUGAGGAAAAAGAAGAGGCUGAAAAGGCGUCGCGUGGAAGAACUAGAGGGAAAGAACAAGAGAAAGAUUACGAUAGAGACCCUGAAUUCGCGGAGAUUUUGGGAAGUUGUCUGGACGACCCGCAAAAAGCGCGAUCCAAAAUGGAGGAUAGACUGAAGAAGAAGAGGGACAAAAUAUUGCAUGCAAAGACUGGCGCAGGGACUCCUGUGAAAGUGACUUUCAACAAAUUUGAUUUCUCAAACUCAUAUAUAUGGUUUGAAUUCCACAAUAUUCCGUUGGAAAAAGAUAUUUCCUUAAUUUGUGAUGCAAUUCGAGCAUGGCAUAUCAUUGGGCGUCUUGGUGGAUGCAAUUCCAUGAAUAUGCAAUUAUCACAAUCUCCAAUGGAUAAAAGACCAAGUUACGACUAUAUUGGGGGAGCCAAUGUUACACCAUCCACAUUUUACAAUAUUGGGGAUCUUGAGAUUCAAGAAAACUUAGCACGUAUAUGGGUGGAUAUUGGGGCCCCUGAACCUCUGCUUCUGGAUGUUUUGAUUAAUGCCUUGACACAGAUAAGCUCUGACCAUGUUGGAAUAAAGCAACUGGUGUUUGGUGGAUCUGAAUUUGAGAAUUGGAAGGAGAACUUGACAUCAGAAGAUGCAGGGUGCAGUAUUCACAAGAUUUAGGGUUCUUGUCUCAACAACGUAGCUCUUACCCAAUUUUCCUGGUAUGAAAUCGAAGUAGUUGUAGUAGAAUAGGCUCACAGUUCCGGAUGUCUUCCAUUAUGAAGCUCAUUGCAAUAUAAUUAUGACCAUAGAGAGAAAAACCAAAACUUUUUGUAUUUGUUUGUAUUUCACUAGCAAACAUUGUCACAUUGACACACGGCCGUGAAAUUAAGGAGUCACUGUCUGAAAACAAUAAUUGUUAACACUAUAAAUGACUUUAUGAUUAAAAGGGUCUUGCGGAUGAGGAAGAGAA
Molecule: messenger RNA, 1287 nt
Organism: Mangifera indica (mango)
Lineage: Eukaryota; Viridiplantae; Streptophyta; Magnoliopsida; Sapindales; Anacardiaceae
Exons: 7
Coding region: 159-995 (278 amino acids)
Source: RefSeq, a predicted model, not a curated record